Panonychus citri (citrus red mite) is the source of this 2928-nucleotide messenger RNA. RefSeq names its product bromodomain-containing protein 7-like. Lineage: Eukaryota; Metazoa; Arthropoda; Arachnida; Trombidiformes; Tetranychidae. The coding region runs from base 216 to 2432 and encodes 738 amino acids. The transcript has a single exon. Gene Ontology annotation, biological process: regulation of transcription by RNA polymerase II. Gene Ontology annotation, cellular component: nucleus. The record is from RefSeq and is a predicted model, not a curated record.
GUUUAUAGUUUGUUUUUUUUUCUUUAUUUAAUUGUAAUCAUUUGGAAUUAAUUAUUUUAUUGACUGUAAAUGAUUAGGAAAUAAUUUUGUUCCAUUUUGAAUUGAAAUUGUAUCUUUAUCUACUUGUUGGAAGAUUUUCUCCAUUGUUGUUUAUUUUAGUUUUAUUCUUUUGUUUGAAUAGAGAAAAAUUUUUUUUCUUUUCCACCUUUUCUGUGAUGGGAUCAAAAAAACACAAGAAACAUAAGGAUCACCAUAAAUCUGGUUAUGAGGAUAGUCCAUCUGAACAACGACCAUUGAAACUUGUUCUCAAAGUCGGUUCAUCAUCAUCUUCUUCCAACAAUUUGACCACAACUGCAACCACCACCAAUACAACAUCUUCCUCUUCCUCUUCAUCUUCUUUAAAUCAUCAUCACCAUGCUCAUGAUCAUUCAAUGAUGGGAAGUACCAAACAACCAUCAUCUUUAUCAUCUUCUAUGGUCACCAAUAAUAUGAUGACUGAAGAGAUAAGUUUAACAUCUAACCCUGUUAUUUUAGAUCAACAACAACAACAACAACAACAAUCAUCUUCCUAUGAAAAUGAAACUAUUCCUCGAUUAAGAUUAGCUGUUGAUGGUACAAGUAAAGAUUUAGUUGCCGGCUCUCUAAUGGCUGGUUCUAGUUCAUCUUCUAGUAAAAAAGCAAAGAAGAAAAAGAAAUCAAAGAAACAUCAUAAACAUGGUCAUCAUCGAUCCCAUCAUUCACAUCAUCACCAUAGACAUCACAGAAGAAGCUCUUGUAGUCAUCAUUCAAAAUCAUCUUCAUCAUCUCAACAUCACACCAGUGCUGAUCAACAACAACAACAACAACAGCAACAACUACAACAUCAACAGCAGCAACAGCAACAACAACAACAACAACAACAACCACAACCCUAUGGUACACCAAUCUCAAUAAAAGCUCAUUCCAUUCCCGCUGAAGGUGCUUCCUCCUCCCUACCCACUAAAUCACCUCCUCCACCUCGCCUUGUAUCAACUGGCGGUAAAACUGGUAGUAAAUCACAAUUUAUCCAAUUUCUUGGUCAUCUAUUGAAGAUGCUUCAAAAACGGGAUAACCACGAUUUCUUUGCCUGGCCAGUUACCGAUAUGAUCGCUCCCGGUUAUUCAUCCAUCAUCUCCCAUCCCAUGGAUUUCAGUACAAUGAAGAAAAAAAUUGACCAAGGAUUUUAUGAGACACUGGACAGUUUCCGAUGCGAUGUAAAACUUAUUUGUGACAAUGCAAUGGUUUACAAUAUGCCAGAGACAAUUUAUUAUAAGGCAGCGCGUAAACUUUGGCAUUACGCUAAAUGUAAAAUAUUUAACAAAAAUAUUCUUCCCGAUUUAGCCAAACCUUAUCCCGAUUUAAGUCAUAGUCAACUUGGAUAUGAUAUGGAAGAAACAUCUUCUAUGGAUAUUGACUCCUCCAUUCAGAAAACUUUAGGAAUUGAAAGCUCCCAAAAUGAUAAUCUAAUGGAUCCAAUGAAAUUACCUGACAAAGAGAGUAACGAUUAUAGUGAGAUUGAACUUAUCGACGAUGAGGAAUUAACAGCUGAACAGAUUUUAGCUCACGCCAAGAAAUCAGCUAAAAUUGCUGCAGAUAAAUUAACAUUGGAAAAACCUGAAGGAUCACAUUUAAGUUUUUUACGUCAGAAAACCGAUGGAACAACAACAUUAGGAAUCAUUGGAUGUCAAGGGAAAGAGAAAACCGUUACACUUGGAAGUUUAGUUGGACCAUUAACUGAAGGAAUACCCUGUCUACCUCCGUACAAAGAACCUGAAACAAAUAGAAUCAAAUUAAUUGAUUCGGUAACAAUUACACCUUUCAGCUCCUUCCUUCCUUCAAUGGAUUCAACUUUUGCCACUCUAAACAAAGAGGAGACUCAAUUAUUAACUUCAACCUAUGGAGAAGAUGAGAUUGGCCUUCAUUAUACCCAAAGUUUACUUUCGUUUGCCAGUGACAAUGAUUAUGUGAUGAACAUGGUUGGUUCAUUGCUUGAAGUUCUCACUCAAGGACAACACACGAAAACAAUGAACAAAUUAAAAGAUUUACAGAAAGAAAAGGACAAAGAAAAAGAGAAAGAAAAAGAAAAUGAUAAAGAUGAAGAUAAAGAAAAGGAUAAUAUUAUUACAGAAAAUGAAGAUAUAGAGAUGAUUCCCAUAGAUGCUAAUUCUGAUGGAAUACAGCCACAAUUAGAUAAAAGUACACAAUUACUCAAUGAUCUUCAAACAAUUAAUAAUCAACGUUUAUCAUCAACAACUCAACCUAUCCCACCAACCGAUGAUGAAAUGAAAUUGGCUAACCUUUUGUGUGAUAAAUUAACAACUUUCAUCAGUUCCCAUACAACACCAGCGGAUAUUAGUGAUCCUCGAGCAAUCAGGAAAGCAUUAGGAAUUACAAUUAAAUCAGAAGGACAUUAGGAGCAAUAUUAUUAAUAACUAAAUUAACGAAAUCCUUAUACAUAUUAUCAUUAACAAUAAUCAACUUUAAGUUUUUAUCAGGAGUCGUCAGUUAUUAUUACUUAACUCUUUAUGGUUUCCUUUCUGUAUUUAUCUUUUUAUCUUCCUAUUUUUCUUCCUAUUUUUCUUCCUCCCUUAACGAAAGUCAUCAUCAUCAUCAUCAUCAUCUUCAUCACCACCAUUAUCAUCAUCAUCAUCACUACUAACAUUUGAUUAUUACAUCACAAUCACAAUGAGCCAAUCUUUUCAAUCUCGUUCAAUUAUAAAUAUCAUCUAUUUUUGCUCGUUACCAACCCAAAUUUGAUCAAUGCAAUUUAAUAUGAGGUUAAUUAUCAUCAUCAUAUUAUUUGCACGUCAUUUUUUUUGGGACAAAUCAAUAUAUUGUGUACUUUAUCCGAUCUAAUAAACUACCAUAUAUAUUAAUUUUGGGUAACUACCAAAAUUGAAACCAAAUUAA